UCACCUGUUCCUCGGUCCAGCGCUGUAGUCUUCCCGCCCCAGCAUCUGUGACAGCCGGGUGCCCACUGCGCAUGUGCGAUAAGCGCUGCGCUUUGUCCGCAGUGUCUGGUCAUGCCCUGUACUGUCUGCAGUCUCUGGUCAUCCCCUGUAUUGUCUGCAGUCUCUGGUCAUCUCCUGUACAGUGUCCGCAGUCUCUGGUCCAUCUCCUGUACUAUGUCCGCAGUCUCUGGUCAUAUCCUGUACUGUGUCCACAGUGUCUGGUCACUUCCUGUACUAUGUCUGUAGUCCAUUGGUUCAGAAUAUUUUUUUUCUUGUUUUUCUCCUCU
Staurois parvus is the source of this 326-nucleotide messenger RNA. The record is from the annotation of a GenBank genome assembly. NCBI's taxonomy places the organism in Eukaryota, Metazoa, Chordata, Amphibia, Anura, Ranidae.